GGCCAGACAUAAAGUGUUUAUACUUUUUGUUUCUGGUGUAAAAUCUGCUGGUAUUCAGGCUCCUGGACAAGUGAGUCCAGGUAAGAGUUCUUUUAUGUCAUUGUCUGCCACAUAAACCGGGACAAUGGUGAAAAGGAAAUUUAACAAGCAGAAGAUGAUUCCUGCUCUUGGCCCCAAACAUUCAUCAGGGUUGCUGCAAUAUCAAGAACACUUGACCAGAGUCCAGCAUCAGUCAUUUGUAAAAAUAAAAAAAAAUCAGAAUAUUUAAUUAAAUAAAAACACAGUUAUCUCCUCCUCUCUCUUGUUAUAUGAUGUGUAAAACACCCUCCCCUUUAAAUCUUACUUGAAUGAGUGUUGAGAAUGUGGUACUGCACCUUUCCACUAAAAUUUAGCCCACCCACAAUACUGGUGAAACAAAACUGUGGGGGGCCAAAUGAGACUGUGAUAGGCUGCCACGGUCUUGGCAGUUAAUGGGAACACUGAGCUGUUAGGAAAGGUUUCCUCUAUGAGAGGUGAAAGUUCUUCUGGAAACCAGCGUUCUGUCAACUACUUUGGAUUAGACACCGUGGUUGACCUUCAAAGAACCACUGCUGUCAAGUCCCUGCCUUAUUGGGUCAACGCUUUAUUUACAGUAAAACGUAGACACGUUUAUGAUGGAUUGAUGAAAUGUGCAACUGCCUUUGACCAUGCAAAGUUAAAACCUAUUGGACAAUGUUGAUCAUUUGGAAUAGGCUCCGAAUGUAUGUCACAAAGUAUGUCCGCGUUUCAGAAAAGUUAAUAAAGCCUAAAGGCAGCUCAAGGUUUCUAUGUUUCCCUGAAACUGCCGACUCAUAAGCAGAAGCGUAUUUUAGGCAAUGUAAUAAAUGAACACAUGAAAGUAUCAAGAUGAAAGAUCAAAGGACCUUACAUGCUGAUCAAUGCUGGAGCUCAUGUUGGAAUCUUUAAAAUUGCAUUGCUUGGCAGUAAUGGGACAAAAGGAUGUCACCUGCAGCAAAAACAGAAAAACAAAUUCUGGCAGUACUAUGUGAAAGGAUAUAUUUCACUGGGGCCCCACCCCCAUGAGCUGAUCUUCAAAUAAUGCUGUGCAUCAACAUUACAGAUGUGAUCAGAUUGUCCACGAGUUUGUAUGUGCAUCAUAAGACCCUGCAUCUUCAAAAAGAGAUUUUUCUGCCUGAGAUAUGCUUUCAUCGUAUCAUGACAGCGACUGAAUCCUGGAGGAGGGGUAAUGCAACAUGAGGCUGUCCAAUUGCAAAAAAGAGUGACUCUAAACACUGUUAUUCUGUGUUCAUUCUUUGUUAUGUUUGGUAUUGGAAUGCUUUCUCUUGCUUGGUUUGAGCUGUAUCAACUCCAUAUUGAAACACAGAAGCUUAAGAGUGAUUUGAUUCUAAUCAAAAAGAAACACACCCUGGAAAGACGGCAAAUGGAGACAGAAAAUGGCCACCUUCAACUGGAAAACCAAAUGUUAAAGACUGAGAAUACAACCCUUUGGUUGGAGAGAAACCAUUUGGAGGACUUGAUUUUUCAGCUACAGUCGGAACUGAGUCUAGCGCAGGAGAAUUGUACAAAUUUAGCUGAGAACUACAAACGAGCGACCACUGAAAACAAACACCUGCUGUUGAACCUCAACUCCUGCCGCUCAGACAAAACAGAAAUGGCGUACAAGAAGAUCAAGUUACAUUUACAGCUGAUAGAAACCCCAGCCAACAACAGUAGGCUGACAGAAGAACUGGCGAAGCAGAGGUCAACGACUGAAACAUUAGUUAGACAAAAUCAAACAGUGGCCCAUAAAAACAAACUUCUUUUGUUCAACUUUUCUCUUGUCCUGCAUACAGAUACAGAAGUUUCUAGAAGAAAUGUUUUUCUGAAAUCAAAUUUAACAUCUUGCCAGUCAGGUGUACAACAGAAAGAGAAUGAAAAUGAAAAUCUAUGGGUAAAAAUGAGUGAAACUCAUGCUAACAACACGUGGCUUCAUGAAGAAAUUAGGGCAGAGAGGUUGAAAAAAUUCACCUUAGCCGAAGAAAACCAACUUCUAAAGAUUAAUUUGACUUCUGCCCAGAACAUAAGCACACAUUUAUCUGCAUUAAAUAGUAUGUUGUGGUCAUAUUUAAAGGCUUGCUCGGCAGAGAAACAACAAACCGUGGAUGAAAACAGAAAUUUAAAAUUUAAGCUGAACGAAUCAUUUUCAAACAACACUGUGCUGAUAAAAGUAUUGACAGAAAACAGAUUAUUGAGUCAAACAUUAGCCGUAGAACAGCACUCGCUGGAAUACAGGAACCAGCUCCUGCAGUUGGACCUGCCUCUCGCCCAAAACAAGAGUGCAAAAUUAUAUGCCAAAAAGAUGUUUUACUUGUCAAAUGUAACUUCCUGCCAGUCAGCAAUACAAGAGAGCGGGAGGAAGAAUAGAAAUCUGAAGACAGAAUUAAAUAAAACGCAAGCAAAUAACAUCUUAAUAAGACAAGAGUUGGAGAAUGAGACGUUGAUGAGAGGAAGGUUUUCUGAGGAGAAGCAUCAUCUUCAGGCAAACCUAACUCUUCACCAAAACAUAAAUGCAGAUUUAUCUGCAGAAAACAGUUUACUUGACUCAAAACUAACUGUGUGUCAAUCAGAAAAACAAAAGGAAGAAGAGAAGAACAGAUAUUUACAGUUGCAGCUGACCAAAUCAAAUGCAAACCAAACUUUGCUGAGAGAAUCACUAGCUCAGGAGCGGUCGAUUUGUACAACAUUAACUACAGACAAACAGCUGCUAGAAGAUAACAUUCAACGUCUCCGGUUUAAUUUAUCCUUUGCCCAAAAUCAGAGUAUACGUUUAUUUGCAGAAAAGGCUUCUCACCUCACAAACCUUAAAACCUGUGAGACAGAGAACCAACGCAGAGAAGAGGAGAAUAGAAAUUUGCAGUCAAAGCUGACCGAAGCACAAGCUAACAACACGUGGCUGAGAAACGAAUUUGCAAAUGAAAGUUUGGCGAGCGAAACAUUGUCUGAAGAAAACCGACAUCUCAAGUCAAAUGUAAGUCUACACCACAGAAAAUAUGGCAACGUAUCUGCGGAAAAUAUCUUUCUUCUGGAAAAUUCAACUUCCUGCCAGUCAGAAAAACAAGACAAGAAACGUCAGAAUCUAGAUCUAGAGUUAGAGCUGAACAAAACUCAGUCCAAUAACACUCUGCUGAGGAGGGAAUUGGCAAAUGAGAGGUUGCUGAGUGAAACAUUAAAUGGGAAAAAACAGUUACUGAAGAAUACAAACCAACUUCUCCUCUUAAAUCUUUCUCAUGCACAGAGGGGAAAUGCAAAUGUGUCUGCUGAAAAUAGUAUACUUCUUUUAAAUCUGACUUCCUGUCAGUCAGAAAAACAACUGGAGGAUGAUAGGAACAUCAAUCUACAGGUGAACCUCAGUGAAGUACAACCAAACAACAUUUGGUUGAAAACACAACUGGCAAAUGAGUUGCUCAUGAGCAAAACAUUAUCUGAAAAAAGAGAACUUCUCCAGGCGAACCUAACUCUUUUCCAGAACUUAAGUGCAAAUGCAUCAGCAGAAAAUGGUUCUCUCCGGUCGAGUUUGACUUCCUGCCAGGUCAAUAAAACAAAUGUGGAGGAAGAGAACAGAAAUCUACGAGUGAAGCUCAACGAAACGAUGACCAACAAUACUUUGCUGACGACAGAAUUGGACAAUGACGUGUUAACGACAGAAAUAUUGUCUGCAGAGAAGGAAUUGCUGGAAGACGAAGUUCAACUUCUACGGUCAAAUCUUUCUUCUGCUGAGUCCACGAGAACAAGACUAUUGGAGGAAAAGCAUUUUCUCCAUUCAAAUCUCACUCUGUGUCACACAAAAAGUAUAGAACAGAAAAAGAAAAGUGUUAUAUUACGCUCAAGAUUAGCGAAAACCUCCACUUGGUUUGGAGAUGGACUGACCAGCCAAAAGUUGGCCCUGGAAAAGGUGUAUGAAGAAACCGAAGAUCUCAAGGCCAAGAUAAGUUUCUACCAGAAUCUGAAUAAGAAUUUAUCUGCAGAACGCAUUGUUCUUCAAUCGAACAUCAUGUCCUGUGAGGACAGCAGAAAGAAGUUGGAGGAGUCUUUCGUAGAAGUGGAACAUCUCCGCCAAAAUCUGACUUCCUGUCAAGAUGACAUACGACAAUUGGAGAAUGAAAAGCUACAUUUGUACAUGACGCUGAAUGAAACACGUGCAAACAUCACAUUCCUCAACAACAUGUUGGCAAACGAGAGGUUGAAGAGAGAGACAUUGAAUGCAAAAAUACAACAACUCAAUGGAUCUUUAGCUAUUUCGGAGGAGAAGUUGGCAGUGGCGAAUGCCCUCCAGUUGUCCAUAGCCCUCUGUCAGAAGAAGCAUUUAGAGUUACUUGAAGAAAACCAACAAAUUAAUGCUGAAGUGGACCAACUCCAGUGGAAUGUCACCUCUGCCAACAACAGUGUUUCAUGGCUGUAUCAAGAAAUAAGAAAUCUAAAAGAAGAGAUCGUUGGCAAUGUGUCAACUUUGGCAUCAGAAAAGACUAGAAACAAGAUGGUGCGUUCCAUUCUGCAGUCACCCUCUUUGGAAAUCGACGGUUACUGCGAUAUGGACGCUUUGCAAUGCUCAAAUUGCAGGAAGGGCUGGGAGGAGCACAACUCCCGCUGCUUCCAGAUGUCCGUUGAGGUGCUGACGUGGUUGGGGGCCCGUGCAAAUUGCAUAGACAAAGGUGGAGACCUGGCUAUUGUUAAAAGUGAAAAGGACCAGAUGUUUUUGACUAAAUUGGUUGCACAAUUAAAGAACUCAACCCCUGGAGUGGUUCUUCCUGAAGCAUGGAUUGGGCUGGAUGACAUGAGGGAGGAAAAUCAAUUUACUUGGGUUGGCGACAGAAAAACAUCUCUUACAUUCUGGUCUGCAGGCAACCCAGACAAUGCCACUGAACAUUUCGACCUUAUUGACAAGUCUGAAGGCGUGAAACACCCGCACGGUCAGGACUGUGUUGUUAUCGAGCUCAAUGCUACCGUCGAAAACACCUUGACAAACUGGAAUGACAUCAGCUGCCGUAAUGAGAGGCACUUCAUAUGCGAGGCAAAAAUUUUGGUAGUGGAUCGUACCCUGGUUCCUUUGAGGGUUUGAAGGGCGCUCUUUAAGCCUACAUAUUUAUUUAUUUAUUUAUUUAUUUCUAUGCUUUUGUAACAGAGGAUGUUCUUACUAUAUAUGAGACAAAUAAAUGUCACCAAAAACUUUUGUGUUUUGAGUUUG
Molecule: messenger RNA, 5221 nt
Organism: Cynoglossus semilaevis (tongue sole)
Lineage: Eukaryota; Metazoa; Chordata; Actinopteri; Pleuronectiformes; Cynoglossidae
Product: abnormal long morphology protein 1-like
Exons: 2
Coding region: 1226-5095 (1289 amino acids)
Source: RefSeq, a predicted model, not a curated record